CUGGAUGGAACCGAACGUGCAGAUACGCGGGAGACCUUUUAACGGGUUUUAGAAAAGAAAGAAAGAAAAAAAAACAGAACAUUGAACGUAUAUCGAAUUGUAUCACGUUGCAAGAUAUUAAAUGGAAGAGAAAUGUCCAAUUGACGAUUUUGUUUGGUGAGUUUUCGACUCCAAUCAAUUUGACAUUUUAAACUGCGAUUAAUGUUUCAAUAGUCCACAGUGUUCUGGACAGAUCCCACUCCCUCGAGAUGCUGAAUCGUCUGUUUAUGACGUGCUUGCCCUGGAUUAUGCACCCAUUGAAACUGGAAUGAGACUGGCGUUUGCAAAAUGCAAUAUCUGUAUGCUUCUGUGCGCAUUGAUAAACAAUUGGUGUGAAUGUAACAUGUAAAAUAGAAUGCAUCAUGUUGAAUUUCUGUUGUAAAAGAAACGCACCAUCAAAGGAUUCCGAAUGGCUCGCUUCAGGUGUUAGCUCGAGCGGUGCACCUCGCCGAGACGCCGUUUGUCAAGUUUGACAACUGCUGGGAAAACUACUGCAAUCGUAAGAUAUCGUUCGCAUUUUUUAAUUUUCAUCAUGUGAAUAUUUGAAAAAAAGUUUGCUAUGUGUAAUCAACUGCAUACGCUUGAAAGUCCCCUCAGAACUUUGAUGUGCGUGCCUCCACAAAGAGUAUCACAUGAUCGCAUGCUUUCCUGCUAUCAGCGCAAGGAUUUUUGAUUUAUGAAAAAAGCUAUACAUGACAAUGGCAUAUUUUAAGUUACAGUACAAUAUGCGAUGGCUUUAGAGAAAGGUGAUAGACAGAGAGUGGCUGGUAGAGACUGCGUGUUACAGUUUGUACUUAUGGCAUGAAAAAUACCUUCGGGCUGCCAUGGAUGACAAGUCCAAUAAGAUGAUCUUGGUUCCGAUUUUAGCUGUUCUUUUUGUGAUGAUAGGGUAUCAGUAUAUUUGCCCCGCUGGUAGUAACUCCUGCCACUUCAGGACUGGGGAGAAGUUGAUGGGGGUGACUCCUCCAUCAACCCAAUAUCCGCUAAGUGACGACUUCUAUCGGGACCAAGAGCUGGAAGACGACUGCCCACCGAAAUUUCUGUCCAGAUUUAACUUCACCGAGAGAGACCUAAAGCGGCACGUGGAUUUUGAUAUCAGAGGAAACGACGUGAUUGUGUUUCUGCACAUCCAAAAAACCGGGGGGACCACGUUUGGCAGACACUUGGUCAGGAAUAUUCGCUUAGAGCAGCCGUGCGACUGCAAACCGGGACAGAAGAAAUGCACGUGCCAUCGACCCGGUAAAGAGGAGUCCUGGCUGUUCUCGAGAUUUUCCACCGGCUGGAGCUGCGGUUUGCACGCCGACUGGACCGAGCUCACCAACUGCGUGCCGGUCAUCAUGGACAAGAAGGAAGCGCAGAGAAACCGAAGGAACUUCUACUACAUUACAAUGCUGCGGGACCCGGUCUCUCGCUACCUGAGCGAGUGGAAGCACGUGCAGCGCGGCGCCACCUGGAAGACCUCCCUGCACAUGUGCGAUGGGCGGUCGCCCACGCAGGACGAGCUGCCCACCUGCUACAGCGGGGACGACUGGUCGGGCGUCACCCUGAUGGAGUUCAUGGCCUGCCCCUCCAACCUGGCCAACAACCGGCAGGUGCGCAUGCUGGCCGACCUGAGCCUGGUGGGCUGCUACAACCUGUCGUCCAUGAACGAGAGCGAGCGCAACCACAUCCUGCUGAGCAGCGCCAUGGGCAACCUGCGCAACAUGGCCUUCUACGGCCUGACGGAGUUCCAGCGCAAGACGCAGUACCUGUUCGAGCGGACGUUCAACCUGCGCUUCAUCUCGGCCUUCACGCAGAUCAACAGCACGCGCGCCGCCAACGUGGACAUCGGCGAGGACGUGCGCCGCCGCAUCGAGGAGCUCAACUUCCUGGACGUGCAGCUGUACGACUACGCCAAGGACCUGUUCCUGCAGCGCUUCCAGUUCACCCGGCAGCGCGAGCACCUGGAGGAGCGGCUGAAGCGCCGGGAGGAGCGGCGCUGGAUGAGGGAGCAGAGGGUCUUCCUGUCCAAGCGUCGCCGCAGCGAGCAGGACGCCACCGCCACAGCCGCCACCACGGAGGACUACGCCAGCCAGGUGGCGCGCUGGUGAUGGCUCCCCAGUGAGGGGGGGUGGGGGUUGGGAGCACAGAAUGCCGCAGUGCAAACGGACCACCCCGGGCCCUCCUUCCCUCUCCUUCGCACACCCUCUAUGUUCCUCUCUUUCUACCUGUCUCUCUCUCUGUUUUUCCCUUUCCCCUCUCCCUAUCUCAUCUUCAGUGUAAUCUUAUCUCUACCCUACUCCAUCACAAGCUCACCAGGCCUGUGAUUCUCACCAUUCCCUCGCCCCCAGACUUGGAGCAUCCUUCAGUGGCUUCAAUUUAAGACCAAACUAUUUAUUUGACUAAACUUGUGACUCGUUAUUUCUUUCGUCCACCUGUGCACUUCAUCCUGCUUUCUACCAUGGGUAUCAGCUACCAUAAAAAUUACUAUGUCUGUUUAUUGACAGUUAAAGAAGCUUGAAGGUGACAUGGCCAAAGAAAGUUGACAGCACUUACAGUCUUUUAUUGCAGAUUGGGAUUUUGAGGGACUGGGGGUAGAUAUCAACCAGCUCUUGUGCAUCUCUUUCUUUUGCAACAAUACAAAACAAUACAACAGAGCAGUUCACUCACAAAGUGGUAACUUCCCAUUUGUUAUGGGAAUGUGAAAAAGAGCCUUUUCCUCAGUGGAAGAUAAGAAGCUCAGGAGUCGUACAGCAGAUGAACAUUUACCCUCCUCAAGCUUUUCACAUGUGGGUUGAAGUCCCAUAAAAUCAAAGGACUGAUGUCAUCACCACCUACAUUGUCACUAUCCACACAUAGAUUUCCAGCAUGAUCAUGAAUCAAUGUUCAUAAAAACCCAGAUUUUGCAUAGUCAAUAAGUCAAACAGGUGCAGUCCCCAUUAGCAUGUGGUGCAAAGUCAAUAUCAAAGCAUACCACCUGAAACAACAGGAACAUGAUUGUCUGCAAAACCAUUGACCAUUUGGACACUUCAAAAUGCCCAGCCCCGAAAAAAUGCUCAUGGUUCAUUUUUUUGCUACUGUUCAGAUUUGCUUCCUUAAAUCAGUAUGGUUUGGAUCAUGCUGCAGUGCUGGUAGUGUGGAAUUUGUUAGCAGUAAGUGGAGUGAAAUAUUGCUAGCCUUUGUGUGAUCCUAUGCAUCUGCUCACUGUAUGUGAUAUGCUUUAAUUAAGUGCUGAAUGUUAUAUAACGAUUAUAAACAUCGUUUCACACAUACACACACACACACACACACACACACACACACACACACACACACACACACACACACACUCACCUUCCAUCUAUCUAAAUUAUGGGAAAACUGAUGCACAGAAACUGCUGGGUAUCUAUUUCACAGGGAAUGAUUGAUUCAAGAAUGUUUUCUGGCCUGCAGGCCAUGUCGUUCCUGUUUGCCAUCUGUGUAAAUCAGAAUUUGACAAAGUAUGCACACAUACUAACACACAAAUACGCAUACAAACACCCAUAAACACACACACACACACGCCAACUGAAGCCUGAAGCAGCCUCAUUACUCUCCAGGCCAUUGCAAAGCUCAUUCCAUGUUUUUGAUACAGACAAAGGUGACCAUUUACAACAACGUCUUGAGUAUUUUUUUUUUUUUUUUGGUCAUUAUUUUGAGUGAAUUUCUGCAGAAUACAGAGAUAUGAUGAACCAGGGGGAAUGUGGUUUAUGCACACAAGCUUCUAAUGAGGAUAUCAUUACCUCCACCUCCUCCUUGGUCACACAUCAGGGACUGACACGUUUCUGCCAUGUGAGCAUGAGGCAUUGUGGGUCUUUGGUGCAUUUGGAAUUCUUGCCGAAUGCAAUGCGAGAAGGGACUAGCACUGCCUCACGGCACAGGUAGUGCUCUGUCUGUGUGUGGGCCCGGGGAAAGAACAGGAACAUGGAAUUCCCUGUGUUUGAUCAUUCUUUUGGCAAACACACUACAAUAAUGAAAUCACACUCCUAGCAUAGAUAUACAGUUUGUGGACCUAUAUUCAAGGGACAGAAAGCCCUGUUACAUUCCCUGACAAGCACCAUUGCACACCAUUACAGCACUGUCUGACAUAAACCAGCAAAAUGUUUGAGCAUCAAACAAUUCUGUAGCUUGCAUGUGUCUUAUCAACAGUAUUACAUUUUUUUAUUUGAUGUUUAUUGUAAAUUGGGG
Molecule: messenger RNA, 4224 nt
Organism: Megalops cyprinoides (Indo-Pacific tarpon)
Lineage: Eukaryota; Metazoa; Chordata; Actinopteri; Elopiformes; Megalopidae
Product: heparan-sulfate 6-O-sulfotransferase 3-B-like
Exons: 2
Coding region: 864-2129 (421 amino acids)
Cellular component (GO): membrane
Molecular function (GO): heparan sulfate 6-sulfotransferase activity
Source: RefSeq, a predicted model, not a curated record